Messenger RNA from Centropristis striata (black sea bass), 2539 nucleotides. Its product is annotated as class I histocompatibility antigen, F10 alpha chain-like. NCBI's taxonomy places the organism in Eukaryota, Metazoa, Chordata, Actinopteri, Perciformes, Serranidae. The transcript is spliced from 5 exons. Bases 84 to 1118 code for a protein of 344 amino acids. The record is from RefSeq and is a predicted model, not a curated record. Gene Ontology annotation, cellular component: external side of plasma membrane. Gene Ontology annotation, biological process: immune response.
UGUGGAGCAGGAAGGAAGAUCUCUGUUUCUCUCUUCAGACAAACACACAAAGCUUCACUCUGGUAAAUCUUCAGACGGUCACAAUGCAGAUCUUUGCUGCUCUGGUUCUCCUGGGAACAGCCCUGCAUGGCGCUGCACCAAUGACUCACUCUGUGAUGACUUUCUUCACUGGAUCGUCUCAAGUCCCAAACUUCCCAGAGUUUGUGUCUGUUAGUUUGAUCGAUGAGAUUGUGGCAGUGCACUAUGAUAGUAACAGCAGGAAAUCAGAACUCAAACAGGAGUGGAUGAACAGAGUCUCAGAAGAUGAUCCUCAGUACUGGCAGAGGGACACUGAGGAUAGAUUUAAUACCCAGCAGGUCUUCAAAAACAACAUUGAAGUUGCAAAGCAGCGCUUCAACAACACUGGAGGUGUCCACAUACUCCAGGUGAUGUAUGGCUGUGAAUGGGAUGAUGAGACUGGUGAGGUCAAAGGUUAUAAUCAGCAUGCUUAUGAUGGAGAAGACUUCUUAUCAUUGGACCUGGAGACAGAGACAUGGGUCGCUCCACAACAACAGGCUGUCAUCACCAAACACAAGUGGGAUAAUAAUAAAGCGCUGAUGGAUCGGUACAAACACUACUUCACCCAGGAGUGUCCUGAGGAUCUGAAGAAGUUUGUGAACUUCGGGAGGAGCUCUCUGCUGAGAAAAGACCUUCCCUCAGUGUCUCUCCUCCAGAAGACUCCCUCCUCUCCAGUCAGCUGCCACGCUACAGGUUUCUACCCUGACGGAGCCAUGAUGUUCUGGAGGAAAGAUGGAGAGGAGCUUCAUGAGGACGUGGACCUCGGAGAGAUCCUCCCCAACCACGAUGGAUCCUUCCAGAUGAGUGUUGACCUGGACCUCUCAUCAGUCAAACCUGAAGACUGGACCAGGUACGACUGUGUGUUUCAGCUGGUUGGUGUGAAGGAGCACAUCUUCACCAGACUGGAAGAAGAAAAGAUCAGGACCAACAGAGAGAAACCCACUGACAAGAACGGCAUCAACAUUCCUGCAGUCGUUCUUCCUCUCGUCGUCGUCAUCGUCCUCCUCGCUGUGAUUGGAUUCUUAGUUUACAGAAGAAGAAUAAGAGGAAGAUGGUGUUAGAAGAUACUCUGGCAUUUGGCAGUUGUGACGACUAAAACCAUGUGUGUGCCGUUCAUAUUUGAUUUCAUACAGAUUUUCCAUAGCAAAGUUGAGAUAUUAAUAAAAGUGUGAAGAGAAAGGCACAGAUUCUUUCAGAAACUUUUACAUCGGCAGGUCAGAUAAAGUGUAAUAUUAAAAACUCAAAUAUGGACCUUAAGAAAAAUAGUGACACCAAAUACAGAAACAGUGUUGAAAAGGAUUAAAAAGAAAUAAUUUGUUUAAAAAGCAUAUUAGCUAAAUGCUUACAAAACGUUCACACUUAAGUUAAUGAAUCAUGGAUAUUUGAGGUCUAAAUGAAGCUGUAAAUAUGAGAUUUUGUGGAAUUUUACUCUCCAAACCUCUAUGGUAAAUAAAUCAGAUUUUUAUAUAUAUAUUUUCUAUUUCCUCUUUAGGUUUAUGGACACAUUUUGCAGUGUGUCUGUAGUGCACUAUGGGACAUUUAGCAGAUAUGGUUAAUAAAACAGUGGUCAUAAAUAUUAAUAAAAAUAUGCUGUGCAAAAAUCUUUGUAAUAUUAACAAAAGAUGGGUGGGGGUAAACACACUUCCAUUAUUUAAGUUAAGUUAUAUAAAUUAAGUUUAUGUGAAAUGUCUGAUUCCCUGAUGAGAUUUAUGAAACAUUUUUGAUUUGACCUCUGCAGAAUUUCUCACAUAUGAGAACCAUGGACGACUUUGUGUUUCAUUCUGAAGUGAACAAUCAUUUCAUUUGCUUUGAAUUCUCAGAAAUCCUUCUUUUGCAAUCGAAAAUAUAAUGCAAAGAAAAGGCCAAAUGUCCAAACUUUUCCAAACUCUGUCAUGUUGUGGAGAAGAUCUCUGAUCUGUUUCACAAGGUUUUAUGGAGAAGAAGCUCUUUUUCUUUAGUUUUAUUUGGUGAACUGGAUUCUGUUCUUCACUUAAAAAGUACACCAGUGUGUAAAUCAUCAUGUAGAGAUAUGGUGUGUAUAAUAUAUAAAGCUGUAAAAUAAAUGUUUCAUCUGGAUUUCUAGAAUAACUUUUCUACGUUCAUUGCUCUCAAAACUUCUUUUUAAAGCUCAUUUUUAAUUGUCAGCUUUUAUCAUGUGUCAAUAUAAUAUCAAGAUAAAAUUAAUUGUGCAAUGUUAAUUUGUAAACUUUAUUUCAAUUUCUUCCAGAUAACCUUUUUUCUUAAAUUUAGCUUGUGUUUCUCACACGUUUUUAUUAGUCAGUUUUUAUCACGUUAGUAAAAUAGAACACUGAAAGUUGUGAAACCUAAAGUGGGAAACUGUUUGUUUGAUUUUCUUUCAAAGCUUCUUUUUAUGACUCUUAUUUAUUUGUUUGAAUCCGGCUCAGAGUCUUUUCCUGCAAGUCUCCCCCUUUCACUCUGUAUCUCUCCCACUAUUAAAUAAAGCUGAAAAAUGGACAAAAAA